Messenger RNA from Nomia melanderi (Alkali bee), 5476 nucleotides. It is a transcript of the gene Ntf-2, whose product is annotated as nuclear transport factor-2. Lineage: Eukaryota; Metazoa; Arthropoda; Insecta; Hymenoptera; Halictidae. The record is from RefSeq and is a predicted model, not a curated record. Gene Ontology annotation, biological process: nucleocytoplasmic transport.
AGCACAGAGUCCUCUGUAGUCACGGUUUAAAUGACGUUCGCAAAUUAUUUCCUGAUAGAGGGUUUUGUUGAAAUUGGUGUUGCUUAUCGAUGGGAGGUAGAAAGUUUUUACAUAUUUACGUGUAAACGAAUCGUAUAAUUUUUUUAAUGGACAAUUAACCUUAAAUAUUAAAUUAAUUGUUGAAUCGGCGAGGGUGCAGUAGGUUUAUUUAUGUAGAAACACAGUACAAAUGUUGCCAAAUAUCUAAACUUUUCGAGAGUUCGAGAAUAAUUCGGAUGGUUUUCUCGAUACAUCGAAAUGAUUGGUCGGCAUAAGUAGCUUCCUGCUCGCUCAUAUCUUGCACGAGGGAUGUUAAUAGGCAUUAUAGUACACUUAUUGUAGAAUUUUUAUAAAAGAUAAAAGUACCGAACGAUCAAAUUACUUGAAAAGACUGAUAGUGUCGGUAUAGAAUACAAUACGUGAAUAUAACAAGUUAGCAUAAUGGCAUUGAACCCCCAAUAUGAAGUUAUCGGGAAGGGUUUUGUACAACAGUAUUAUGCACUGUUUGACGAUCCCGCACAAAGACCAAAUUUAAUAAAUAUGUAUAAUACUGAGUCGUCCUUCAUGACGUUUGAAGGUUUGCAAAUACAGGGUGCUUUGAAAAUCAUGGAAAAGUUAAAUAGUUUAUCGUUUCAAAAAAUUAAUCGGAUAAUUACUGCCAUUGAUUCGCAACCAAUGUUCGAUGGUGGUGUACUCAUUAAUGUUUUAGGAAGGUUGCAGACUGAUGAGGAUCAGCCCCAUGCAUACAUCCAGACAUUUGUCCUGAAACCAAUUGGCACCAGCUUUUACGUGCAGCAUGACAUCUUCAGACUUGCGCUGCACGACACGGUUUAGGCGUCAGGUACUGAUCUUCGGUUGAUCUUUGUACCAGUACAGGCAGAUGAAGAUCCACCACACGCCUUCUCACAAAUUUUUGUGCUGAAGCCACUGGGGAAUUCAUUCUUCUGUCAACAUGACAUCUUUCGCCUUGGUAUUCAUGAUACUGCAUGAAGAAAAAUAUGUGCAGAUUCAUGAUUAAUGGCAGACAGUUAUUUGAGCCAUGGAAUCUCCAGAAAUUGGAAUAAGUGAGCUACUUUAUCAUUAAUAUCCUUUGUCAUCGUAUAUUAUCCCAUUCUUUCAAGAUACUGCAGUUUUUAUAUAAAAAUUACUCACUUAUAUCUUGGCCACAGAAAGAAAAAGCAUUAAAAAUAGACACAGUUCAACAUUUGUUUUUGCUUUCCUGGGUUUCGUAAUUCGCAAAUAUGCCUAUUGUUGGUUACGCUCCUAUAUUACGACAUCACGAUACAAUAGAAUAUAACGCUAUAUGUUUGGUUUUAAUGGUCGAUUAUUGUGCUUCAAAUUGUAAUGUUAUAUAUUUUACACAAUCAUGCUGUGUGUAUUUUUGUAAAACAGAUAUUGGCCAUUAAAUACAACAUCUGAAAUUAACGAUGUACUAUUAGUCUCCAUUUUCCAAUGUGCAACAUUAAAAGAUUAUAAGAAAAUUAAGAGUAAUGGACAUUGUUUCUUUAUUAUGUUUAUAAUAAAACUUUAUUAUAUAAAUUUCUUAUGUGCAAAAUGUCUGUACAUAUUAAUAUUUAAUAUUAAUUAGCAUAUGGUCUAUGUAAUUUCACAAAUUCCCACGUUUAGCUUGUUCCAUUUCUAUAGCUUCAAAUAAGGCUUGGAAGUUUCCAGCUCCAAAUCCCUACAGUAUAAAUGGAGUAAAUUAAUUCUUUUAUAUUUAUGAAUAGAUACAAUUUAUAUGAAUGUUAACUUGUGUAGCUGCUACACUUACAUUAUGAUUACGCCUUUGAAUGACUUCUAUAAAAAGGGUCGGCCUGUCUUGCAUAUUUUUAGUAAAUAUUUGUAGAAGGUAUCCUUUCUCGUCGUAAUCAAUCAAAAUUUUUAAUCUCUGGAACAUAAUAUUUAAACAUGAAAUAGAUAUUAUUAAAUAUAUUUGGAGUAAAAUCUUUUGAUGUUCAUACCUGAAGCGUAUUAAGAUCUUCUAAAAUUUUCACUCCACUAGCUUUCAGACGACUUCUUAACAUAUCAUAGUAAGCAUCUGGUACAUUCAGAAAUUCUACACCUCUGGCAUGCAAAUUUUGUAUCUAGAAAACAAUGAAAGUGCGUUGCAUCGGAAAUCGAUCUUUUCAAAAGAAAAUUAUUGAAAUAAUAUAUAUAUAAUUACAGCAUUGAUUAUGUUAUCUGUGUUCAGAGCAAUGUGUUGCACUCCUGCCCCGCCAUAAUAUUCAACGUACUCCUGUAUUUGAGAACGUUUCUUUCCAACAGCUGGUUCGUUAAUAGGUAUUUUCACGGUUUCCUCCCAAUUAGUCAUAACAAUAGAACGUAAAGCAGAGUAUUCUGUAUGUAAUUGACUAUCGUCCACUGACCAGAAUCUAUGAAACUGUAGACAUUCUUCAUACCUAAAAUAAAUUUAAAUUUGUACAAAAAUACUUUCACUAUUUUCUUUUAAUAGCUUUCAAGUUGCGAGUCGUACAGCUUACCAUUUCGCGACAGGUUCCAUUUGCUUGUCAGGUUGAUUGCCGACAAUGUGAUCCACAAAGUUUAAUCCAACUUUUGAUCUAAAUAAAUAAUUAAAUCACUGUGGAGUUAAUACAUUUUACAAAAUAUAAUGCUUUUUAUUUUCUAUUACUCACAAAUUUUUGGCAAAUUUAUCUUCUGGUAGUCUUUGGAAUCCUGGUAAAAAGUAUCCUUUAUACUUUGAUCUAUCUACAAGGGUAUGAUGUGUAUCUCCAUACUGGAAAAUAUUUGUUGAUAUAUUAUUUUUAUUCAAUUCUUUACGUUCUUAACAACGCGUGAUAUACUCACAGUUUUUAUGGUGGCAAACUUUACAGUGCCGUAUUCAUCCGUUUCUUCCCAUAUAUCUUUAAUUAUUUUGGCACCCUUUUCCUUGGCAACCUGUAAAAUAAAAUUUUAUAUUUGUCCCAGUAACAAUAACGGUUUACGUUCGUAUAAAUACACGUGCUGAUUUUUUAUGUACCUUUACAAUGGUAUGAAUGUCUUCAACAGUGAAGGCAAUAUCAUGAACACCAUCACCAUGUUUUAAAACAUGCCUCCCUAUAUCUUCAUUAUCAGAUUUAUACGGUGAUUCGAAUACAAAAAUAAUCUGUAAGUGAAACAGAAAUAUAUUUUAUUUAUUAAUACAGUUAAUGCUGCUCUUCAAUUUAUGUUUUAGUGAAAAACAAAGUAUGAAUUUCAGGAAAUCAUACACUAUGUAUCAUAUACCUUAUCUUGUUUAACAACAUGGGAUGCUACAUGCCUUGAGCCAGUUUCCAAACCACGAUAACACAAAGGUUCAAAACCCAUCCUAGAGCAAUAAUAGCUAGCAGCCUACAGCAAUAAGGGAAAUGAAUUAAAAACUGAGUAGUACUAUAUUUCUUUCUUAACAUCAAAGUAUUCUAAUUACCUGUUUCGCAUUUCCAACCCAAAAUGUUAUAUGAUCGAAACACAAGAACUUUCCUCCUACGGGCUGAAAAUUCAAAGUGUAUUAAUAAUAAGGUGUACACGCUAUAGAAUUUUAUAAUUCUUUUCGUUAUAAUUUCACUCACCUUUGGACCUUUAUCUGUGUAUGUAGUCUGAAAAAUGAAUAAUAAAAACUGUGAACUUAAAUGUUGAAAUGUAAUUGAAAAAUGAAGAGAUAUUUGAAUUCUAAAUUCCUGUUACUGAGGGACAUUCUACUUAGAGAUAGGUGAAACCGCGAUUAAACGUAAGAUUUAAUUGUAACGUUAAACCAAAGGUAAUUACUACAUAUAUACAAUUCUCGUAGGUUUCUUACCAUUUUGAAUGAUCGGUAAGCGCGGAACGAGUGAUAUUAUUUCUCUCCGUGAUUUCUUUGUAAUAGUUCUAAUCGCAGUUGUAUCUCGCUUAAAUAUGAGCGCGUCAAAAUCGGUGAUCGGCAUCUCGCAUGCUGAUUGGUCGAUCACGGAGGCUUGUUUGUAUCGCAUUCUUUUUGAAUUGCAAACCGUAAAUCGUCCGUAUAAAUAUUAUCACCUACGGUGAUCAGGUUUUUCAGAAUCGUGACACGUGCUGAUCACCUGACAUUAUCCUGACAGUGGGCUGGCCUCUGAAAUGAUCACGCUUGAUGUCAGUCCUUCAAAUCGAACCCGCCACGUGUUCGUUCCUAAAGCUAUUUUUAUUAUUAGCGAUUUUUCUGGAACUUUUUCGAUAAUCAAUGCAACUUUCACGAAGACGAAAAAUACAUAAACAUUUCCGUGGCUUUCGCUGAUAAUCAAAUUGUUAAGUGAACAUUUCCAACCAAGAUUUCAUUAUUUACAAGCACAUUGUUUUCCUAGGCUUCCAUUUUACACAGGUGCAAGUGAAAUGCAAUUUUGUAACGUACACAAAGAAAAUAGUACGACACGUGCAAACAAUAACAUUAACAUGGAUGAAUAUAUUUAAGUGAUAAAAUAAUUUUGUCUUUAGAUAUUUAUUUGAAGCUAUUGAUAUAUAAGAAUUGUACAUUUUGUGUAUGGUAGUAUUUAUUAUGAAAUAUAUAUAUAUAUAUUUGAGUUAUAUUAUUAUUUAUAAGAAUUGAAGGGUUUGAAAUGAUUUGAUUGGAGUAAAAUUUUCCAUUGGAGGCUCGUCGUUGGAAGUGACGAAACACGAUUGGUUAUGCGUCAGCGCGCCUAGAUUCCUGUUUAAAGGUGUGCUGUAUUUAAUAUAAAUUAACAUAAAAAGAAACUCGUGGAGCAUAAACAAGAAACUGGUAAAACCAGGAGGCUCGGCUCGAUUCAUUUUCAUCGUCGGCGAGGUUAAAGAAUAAAAAAAUCCGCAAUGUUUUCAUGACACGUAACAGGUAUUUGCAAUUUUGCGCGCGACUUUUGUGUACAACACAUUUGCGAAAAACAACUGAACGAACGGCAUUAGAAUUGUUCUGAAAGAAUGAAAAUUAGCGAAUUUAAAAGUUCCUUUUAUUCCAUUUAAUGACGAUAAUUUAACAGAACAGUGAGAAACAAUAAAGAUCGUACAAUAAAGUAACAAAGUCAAGCAUAACAUUUCUUCUUAUCUACCAUAUUUGAUAUAAAAAAUCUUAAUAUUACUUUUGUAUUUUAUCAUUCGACGGCUUUUACUAUACCAAACAUUUUAAUUUAUUGGAAGUAUCGAUUCGUCUACAGAAUUUUCAUUUUUUUGAUUAUCGUUACACAACGAACUUGUAAUUGUCGUGAUUUAGAUGACAUACAUUUAGAUGACUAGAAUAAGUUUGUUGAAAAUACAAUAUAAGAGAUAUGGAUCGGUACUUGAUAAUUAAUCAAAAGAUUUUUCAAAUUCAUAUAAAAUAUCUAAUACUCGUAAGUUGCCAGAAACUGAUUGUGACGAAAAUUGUACAAUUAAUUUGAUGGCAAUUUAAUUACAAUCAUAUUAUUUUAAAUAUUUGCUAACAUAUGUAUACAUUAUUUUAUGAUAUAUUUUUUUCUUUUCGUAAUAGUAUAUUUUCACUUUG